GGGUGUUAAGAAGUGAAGAAAGUUGGUGUUUUAUAAGAAAAAUCAUAAGAAAAUUGCACAAAAUGAUUUCCUCCAAAAUGUUGGGUUUCUUCCAAAUAUCAAGUGUUGGAAAUUUAUCGAAACGAUUUUUAUAUGAAAUAAAGCACUCAGCAGGAAGUUUCGGAGGAAAUCGAUCCUUUAAAACCAUGUCCGUUAAUUACAUCGCAGAAUUUUGGGAUAAAAGAGAGUACCCAGUGCUGCCAUCGGAUAUCCCACAAAAAACCUUACCCAGAAACUAUCUGAUAAAACCGAAGGAAGUUACCUCAGAUAUGUGGUUCUCACAGGAAAAGAGGGAUGAAUUCAUGUCGUACUUCCCAGAUAUCGUUCAACAACUAGAAAGUAAAGCAGCUACAAUAGAUAUGAUUGAAGAUGGAAAACAUAUCUCUGAAGUGUUAAAUUACGUGGUUCCAGGUGGAAGAAAAUAUGCUGGAGUCAUCGCUGCUGAAACAUACAAAAUGCUUCUUCCAAAGUCUGAACAAACACCGGAAAAUAUCAAACUUGGUUACUACCUUGGAUGGUGCGUUGAACUGCUUAUUGAAAAAAUCAACAUGGCUGACGACAUAAUGGAUGAGACAGUAGAAAGACGAAACAAAAAAGCCUGGCAUCUUUUGGAAAAUGUUAAAAUGGCCGCAAUUAACGAUUCGUGCAUAAUCGAAACGGGGAUGUAUUACUUACUCCAAAGAAAUUUUGGUCAUCUCGACUGCUUCAUGCGCCUCCUACAGCAUGUUAAUGAUGCUGCUUUUAUUGUUUUCAUGGGACAGCAUAUCGACAUGAAGUACGCAAAGGACGCCUUCAAUACAUCCCUUAAAAUGUACAGAGAAACUGCGAAUAAUUGCGCCAUAUACAUAGUCAGCUAUUUACCAGUUGUAUUGGGAAUGACUCUUGCUGGUUACACUGAUCGCGAAAUUGUCCAGAAUGCAAAAUCCAUACUAACUCAGCUUGGAUAUUUCUAUCUAAUUGAAAAUGAUUAUAUGGAUUGUUUUGGAGAUCCUGCACUUACAGGAAAGGUGGGAACAGACAUUCAAACUGGUAAGUGUCGUUGGCCGAUUGUAGCUUUUAUGGAAAAAGCUUCUCCGGAGCAAAAGUACUUAAUGAGGGAUCACUACGGGAAAGAUAAUAAAGAAAGCAUAGCUCUGGUGAAAAAACUCUUCGAGGAUGUAAAUAUGCAUCAAUUAUUCGCUGACUAUUCUGCGGAAUUGUACGACACUUUGAUGAAGGACAUUGAAGAAAAUUCCUAUGGGGAUUUGAGAAAAGUCUACGUAAAACUGGUUGAAACAAUGACUUGUUCAACGGAAAUUGGAGGACUUUUUCCAUAGCAUAUUUUCAUGAAAAUCUUUCUGCUAUUUUUUUCAAGGAUAUACUAGGUAUAAAAAUAUAAUUUAAAAUUAUAUGUUGAAUUUAAAAUAAAAAAUAAAAAAACGCAAGAAAAACUUAAAAAAA
Molecule: messenger RNA, 1479 nt
Organism: Lutzomyia longipalpis
Lineage: Eukaryota; Metazoa; Arthropoda; Insecta; Diptera; Psychodidae
Product: farnesyl pyrophosphate synthase-like
Exons: 5
Coding region: 63-1355 (430 amino acids)
Biological process (GO): trans, trans-farnesyl diphosphate biosynthetic process
Cellular component (GO): cytoplasm
Molecular function (GO): dimethylallyltranstransferase activity; (2E,6E)-farnesyl diphosphate synthase activity
Source: RefSeq, a predicted model, not a curated record